Molecule: messenger RNA, 2744 nt
Organism: Nannospalax galili (Upper Galilee mountains blind mole rat)
Lineage: Eukaryota; Metazoa; Chordata; Mammalia; Rodentia; Spalacidae
Gene: Ppp2r5b
Product: protein phosphatase 2 regulatory subunit B'beta
Exons: 14
Coding region: 605-2098 (497 amino acids)
Biological process (GO): protein dephosphorylation; signal transduction
Cellular component (GO): cytosol; nucleus; protein phosphatase type 2A complex
Molecular function (GO): protein phosphatase activator activity
Source: RefSeq, a predicted model, not a curated record
GGGAGGUGACUUGAUGUCAUCCUGAGCAGCUGGGCGGCGGGUACCCGUGCGCACCGAGCCGGGGCUGCCGCUGUGCUGCACCGCGCUGAUCGGAGUCCCGGGAAGUCCGCCGGGGACUGCGCACGGCUGGGGCCAGCCCAGAGGCCGCCGAGCGCCUGGCCCCUCCUGGGGCUCAGCUGGGGGUAUGCUCCAGCUCCCCCGAAGCUCGGGAGAGAACCCAGGAGCGCCGCCGCCCAGCCCCAGCGCCCCGAGCGGCGGAACCGCUGCGGAUGAGCCCUGAACCAAUCCUCCUCCUCUCAGGCAGCCUCUAGGGGUCCGCGACCAAAGUCUUGUUUCUGAGAAAAGAGCCAGCGUGGGAUCCCUGACCGGACUCUUGUGGACCCCCAGGAAAGACUUAAGGCCUGGGCCAUCACUCGUCUACUUUGCCUGCCCCCCAGGACUGGGCAGUUGCCGGAGGCCCUGGGGGGGGGCCAGGACUGUAGUUGUGCGCCCCCCCCCACUGGUCAUGAUGGGUCCUAGUUAGUGAGUGCGGUCUCGCCCAGCUUCCUCCAAACCCACAGGGAGCCCCUGAGGCUCUGAAAGCUUGACCUGCUGUCCACUGGCCAUGGAGACAAAGCUGCCCCCUGCAAGCACCCCCACUAGCCCCUCCUCCCCAGGACUGUCGCCAGUGCCACCACCCGACAAAGUGGAUGGCUUCUCCCGCCGUUCCCUCCGCAGGGCACGACCUCGGCGCUCACACAGCUCUUCCCAGUUCCGCUAUCAGAGCAACCAGCAAGAGCUCACGCCACUGCCUCUGCUCAAAGAUGUGCCAGCCUCUGAGCUGCAUGAGUUGCUGAGCCGGAAGCUUGCCCAAUGUGGGGUGAUGUUUGACUUCUUGGACUGUGUGGCCGACCUAAAGGGGAAGGAGGUGAAGCGGGCGGCCCUCAAUGAGCUGGUGGAAUGUGUGGGGAGCACCCGGGGUGUCCUCAUCGAGCCUGUCUACCCAGACAUCAUCCGUAUGAUAUCAGUGAAUAUCUUCCGGACUCUGCCACCCAGUGAGAACCCCGAAUUUGACCCCGAAGAGGAUGAGCCCAACCUCGAGCCUUCCUGGCCACAUCUGCAGCUGGUAUAUGAGUUUUUCCUACGUUUCUUGGAGAGCCCAGACUUCCAGCCCUCGGUGGCCAAGAGAUAUGUGGAUCAAAAGUUUGUCCUGAUGCUCCUGGAGCUGUUUGAUAGUGAGGACCCCCGAGAACGUGAAUACCUCAAGACCAUCUUGCAUCGGGUAUACGGCAAGUUCCUGGGUCUCCGGGCCUACAUCCGCAAACAAUGCAACCACAUCUUUCUCCGGUUCAUCUAUGAGCUGGAGCACUUCAAUGGUGUGGCUGAGCUACUGGAGAUCUUAGGAAGCAUCAUCAAUGGCUUUGCGCUGCCCCUGAAGACUGAGCACAAGCAGUUCCUGGUUCGAGUUCUGAUCCCCUUGCACUCUGUUAAGUCACUGUCUGUCUUUCACGCUCAGCUGGCAUACUGUGUGGUGCAGUUCCUGGAGAAGGAUGCCACCUUGACAGAGCAUGUUAUUCGGGGGCUCCUUAAAUACUGGCCCAAAACCUGCACCCAGAAGGAGGUGAUGUUCCUGGGGGAGAUGGAAGAGAUUCUUGAUGUCAUCGAACCCUCCCAAUUUGUGAAGAUCCAGGAGCCCCUCUUCAAGCAGGUGGCUCGCUGUGUUUCCAGUCCCCAUUUCCAGGUUGCAGAGCGGGCUCUGUAUUUCUGGAACAAUGAGUAUAUCCUGAGCCUCAUUGAGGACAACUGCCACACUGUGCUACCUGCUGUGUUUGGAACCCUCUACCAAGUGUCCAAGGAGCACUGGAAUCAAACUAUCGUAUCCCUGAUCUACAAUGUGCUCAAAACCUUCAUGGAGAUGAACGGAAAGCUGUUUGAUGAGCUCACAGCCUCCUACAAGCUGGAGAAGCAGCAGGAGCAGCAGAAGGCCCAGGAGCGUCAGGAGCUCUGGCAAGGGUUGGAGGAGCUGAGGCUACGCCGGCUACAGGGGACCCAGGGGGCCAAAGACGGCCCGCUCCCACGGCCUACACCUCAGGUGGCUGCCAGCGGGGGUCAGAGCUAGACAGACCUGAAAGGGGAGAAGCUAAAUCCAGAGCUAUCAUCAGCCCUUACAUCCCUUCUGCCCAGGGGCCCAGUGAGGCCCACGCCUCCCCGUGGCCUUGCCAGAGUGGCUCUGAGGACUCCCACCAGCCCCAUGGGGGGCAGCUUUCACUGGGGGAGACAAGAAGGCAAGAUGGUAGUUUUGGCAACAGAAUGCUCAAGCCUUGUGGCAAGAUUCUGGCAAGACCAGACCAGGGUGACCAUGUGACUGGGAAGCUGCCAUCAGGGAUCCUCCUCUGCUGCCCUGCACAGCCUGGCUCCAGCUGAAGGUGGGCUCCUACCCCUGCUCCUGGCAUGGGGCAAGGGCACUCAGCACCUGACCUGCCUCAGCCUGGCCAGGGCCUUCCUCACCCCCACCAUGGGGGCACGGUCAAUUUAUUCUGUCCAGCUCACCCUCAACAAGACACUGUCCAGGCCCUGGGACAUCCUCCUCCUCUCCUCUUCCUUGCCCUGUACUUCCUUGUCCCCUUUUUAUUUAUUGGGCAGGGGGGAGGGGUGAGGGCACAGGCAAGAAGAUUCACAGUCUCCUGGGGUGAGGGGGGUCACAGUAAUCACGGUCUGUCCUCUUCUCUGGCUAGGGGGCAGACUCAAUAAAGAGCGAAACUCAA